GUCACGUGGAGGCGACGGAGUCCACUCGGUGCCGUCCGAUCGGAACGUGAGCUGUUAGCAGUCUUGGCAGUCGGAGCGCCGCCCGGUGCUCAACCGAUCCAUGUUGUUGUUUUAGCCUCCCGUCGCGUUAAACUAGCCCAUUGCAUCGAAGAAUGAGUGAUAACGAUGACAUCGAAGUCGACAGUGACGAAGAAUCACCGAGAUAUCACAAUGUGGCAGACAAACGGGCACACCACAAUGCGCUCGAGCGCAAACGUAGGGACCACAUCAAAGACAGCUUUCACAGCCUCCGCGACUCUGUGCCCGCCUUGCAGGGAGAAAAGGUUGGUAAACCCCAGCCCCAAUCUACCAAACAGGCGUCUAGAGCUCAAAUCCUAGACAAAGCCACAGAGUACAUCCAGUACAUGAGGCGAAAAAAUCACACGCACCAGCAGGACAUCGACGACCUGAGGAGGCAAAACGCGCUGCUGGAGCAGCAAGCAGUCCGCGCCCUGGAGAAGGUGAAGGGCUCCGCCCAGCUGCAGGCGAGCUACUCGUCGUCCGACAGCAGCCUGUACACCAACCCCAAGGGCAGCGCCGUGUCGGCGUUCGACGGCGGCUCCGACUCCAGCUCCGAGUCGGAGGCCGAGGAGCCGCCCAACAGGAAGAAGCUGCGCGUGGAGGCCAGCUAGAGGAGCCGAGCGCCGGCCGCGUCGAGGUCGAGGUGGCGGGAGCACAAGCGGGGGAAGGAGAAGCAAAACGCAAGCCUCCGAAGCUCUCGAGGCUCGUGGAACCCUCCCCCCUUCUCAUGCCAACAACAACCACAUCCUCCCUCCCUCCCUCCUCCAUCAUCUCUGGGUGGGCUCGCGCUGGAGACUCCUCAGACGGCCACCAGGAGGGAGGAAGACGACUGCUUCAGAACAUCUAGAGAGCUUCAGGUCCCCCCCCCCCCACAUUCCCCCUCUCUCUCCUUUUCUCCGGCUCUGCGUCAUUGGUAUUUCCCUUCUAGCAACGUCAGCAGUCCAAAACCCCAAAAGAGGCAGCUUGGCUACUUAAAGACUUGAUGCUUUUUUUGUACCCUCAAUAAAGCCCCUCCUCCUCCCCCUAGGGUGUUUGGGAGGGCAGGGUGCACCAGGCGAUCACUGCUUUAUUAUUAUAUAUAUAUAUAUUUUUUUGUUUUUUUUUUUUGUUUUAAUUUUUUCCGAUUAAAAACCUGUUUAGACUUUACACAAACACACACACACACCUAGAUAAAUGGUCCUGGAGAAGUUUACCUUUUUUAAAAUUAAAAUGGAAAAAUAAUAAUAUUUGUAGCUUACUUUUUUCCACUAAAGAAUGUGAAGACGCUUUGGAGCAAAUGUUAAAAUGACACCCACCUCAGGCCCACCGGAUCGCAGACGUUUUUCUGCCUGACACGUUUCUUAACACGAGAUUUAAAAACGAAAAGAAAAGAAAGAAAGAAAGAAAGAAAACGUGAAUCCUUUGUUGAAAAAAUUGAUGUUUUGAAGGAGAAUAUUCCUAAAACUUGUAUCGUAUUUUGUCCUUUAGCUUGAAGUAGUGAAUGACUUUAGGUGGCCGAAUACGUUAGGCAUCUCGUUUUAUAUAUAUAUCAUAUUUAAAAAUUGAUUGGAUGUUUUCAAGUUACAAAAAAAAUAUGUUAUGCAUUUUUGUAGUUGAUCUCACAAAGUCAUAUGGAGAAAAAAAUGCCAAUUUGUCACUCGUAGUUUUUUUCCCCUCAAGGGUAUGAAAUAGGUAUUUGAAUGUGAAUGAGUAGCUCCCGUCCUGUCGCAGCACAGGGAAGCGAGACGAGUCCCCGUCGGUGUGUCGUGCUUUACACAUUAUAAAAUCAAUGUCGCUGAAUUUUUUCCCACCCUAAGGCAAAAAAAAUUGAAAUGCAUUUUGCGUGUCUAGGAGACGUGUGUGUCUGUAUAUCGUUUCCCAUUUUAUUUCCAUUUAGGAGGAUAUAAUUAGCGUACCAGGUCUUUUGUUUGUCCGAUUCCAUUCCAUGGAAAUUACAAGUAUGUUGUACAUACUGCCAACAAUUGUCUUGCAAGUUGAGGCCGACCUUUACUAUGAGACUAUAAAAUAAACUAUUUUAUCCUUUAA
Molecule: messenger RNA, 2085 nt
Organism: Scophthalmus maximus (turbot)
Lineage: Eukaryota; Metazoa; Chordata; Actinopteri; Pleuronectiformes; Scophthalmidae
Gene: max
Product: myc associated factor X
Exons: 5
Coding region: 153-671 (172 amino acids)
Biological process (GO): positive regulation of transcription by RNA polymerase II
Cellular component (GO): RNA polymerase II transcription regulator complex
Molecular function (GO): protein dimerization activity; DNA-binding transcription factor activity
Source: RefSeq, a predicted model, not a curated record